UUUUUCUUAAAAAAAAAAAUAGAAGAUGGUUAUUGUAGAAGCAGGAAGUAAGGAGCUUAGUUCAGAGCAUAACCUUACUUGUUGUGAGAUACAGACAAGAAAUCCUGGGACAAUACAGACACAUGGCUUCUGAGGAGCCGCACUCUGAAGAUCAUGAGGCCAAACAACCUGUUGAGGACACUGAGCCUAGCACACUACUCUUUGAAACAACAGACAGAUAUCCAGUGCAAGAUACAGCACUUCCAAAAGUGACUGCUACAACCAAUUCUCCUACAGAGGACUGUUUUUUGACAGAUAUCAUAAUGGAGAAUCCAGCCCAUCCCAUUCCUGCCACAAUACCUGACUCUGACAGAAUAAAGCAGCCAGAAGAAAAUGACUGUCCAGUGACAACCAUCAAUGCUCUGUCAGAUUUAACUAAUUCUUAUAAAGAAAGCAGUGAAACCAGCUUGCCACCAACUAUUAGUGACUUGUUGGAUGAUGAGGAUCUGCUGUACACUCUGAAGAUAAAAUUGGAUCCGUGUCACCCUACAGUGAAAAACUGGAGAAACUUCGCCAGUAAGUGGGGAAUGAGCUACGAUGAAUUAUGUUUCCUGGAGCAGAGGCAGCAAAGUCCAACCAUUGGUUUCUUGUUACGGAACAGUGAGAGGACUGUGGAACAGCUGAUCGACUUGUGUAAACUCUAUAAAAGAGUUGAUGUUCAGAAAGUCUUGCUAAAAUGGGUCAAUGUUGAUUGGCCGAUGAGGGUCCAUAAAACAUACAGGAGCAGCGUGUGAUGACGAGUGCUGUGAACUGGAGACAUAAUUUUGCAUUGCAGAAUGUCUAAAUCAUUCAUGACCUGAUUGUAGUUUCUGUUGGCCAGGGAAGCUUUGGCAGUUCUAUAAAAGGAAUUAAAACAAUUUAUAGAUGAGAAAAAAAACUGUGCAAAACUGAAUGUUUUAACUCCGUCCUUAUUUUUCCUGUGGGCUAAGGUGGGAGUUUCAUUUUAGAUGACUCUAAAGUAGGCUUAUAGUUGUGUAGAUGUUACAUUGAAAAUUAUAUGUAUGACUGUCAUAUGCCAAACCCAUAAAUAUAUGCAUGUGAGUUUUUUUUUUCUAAAAGCAUGUUUUUUAUGCCAAUAAGCGUUAUAAAAAAAUAAAAAUAAAAAGGUACAAGUGCUCUGGUUAUAGUCUAGGCUGCUGCCCAAGCAUUCCUGUACCUUGGAAUAUAAGAUCUGCUGCUCUAAAAGGGGAAAUCUGACUACAGGGAUUGGUGAACCUGACUGCACCAUGCUCCCAGGAUGGACACCUAUAAGCGAAUCGCACCCUAGAGACUCAGUGGGAUCACAUCCAUAUACUUGAACCUAGUUGUGAUACAGGGUUCUGGGGGACCAUUUACAUCACCAGUAGAGUUACACAUUACUACUAAGCAAUACCAGUGAUGACCAGAAGAGCGCAUUAUCAUCCUCUGCACAGCACAAUUAUUGGCUCUGUAUGUAUGAUUAUACUUAAAGGGAUUCUGUCACCUCAGC
Bufo bufo (common toad) is the source of this 1507-nucleotide messenger RNA. It is a transcript of the gene EDARADD, whose product is annotated as EDAR associated death domain. Lineage: Eukaryota; Metazoa; Chordata; Amphibia; Anura; Bufonidae. The record is from RefSeq and is a predicted model, not a curated record. Gene Ontology annotation, molecular function: protein binding. Gene Ontology annotation, biological process: signal transduction. The transcript has 6 exons. The coding region runs from base 123 to 773 and encodes 216 amino acids.